Camellia sinensis is the source of this 2073-nucleotide messenger RNA. RefSeq names its product aspartyl protease family protein At5g10770. Gene Ontology annotation, biological process: proteolysis. The record is from RefSeq and is a predicted model, not a curated record. Gene Ontology annotation, molecular function: aspartic-type endopeptidase activity. Lineage: Eukaryota; Viridiplantae; Streptophyta; Magnoliopsida; Ericales; Theaceae.
AAAAAUCCCAACACAAAAAAAUUGACUAUAUUAAUCAAUAUCAGACAAAAUUUUAAUAACAUCGAAAAUUUUGUCUUAGGAAGUGGAAGGUUGAGCAUCCAUUAUAAAUUUAGUAGUUUUUUACAACACUCAUAACACAAGAAGUGCUUUGAAAAAUAAUAUAAUCGAGAGAGAGACGCUUUUUGUCAAUGAUGGCCACUCCAACAGCUUCCUCCAUAACCAUUAGCUGCCUCUUCUGUGUUUCUCUUUUCCUUCUUCUCUGUUCCUCAAAAAAUGAUGCUUUGGGUGAUGGAGAGAGAAAGGCUAUGCAAAGCCACUUUCAUACAUUUCAAGUCAACUCUCUUUUACCAGCUUCUGUUUGCAGCCCUUCUAUCAAAGAUAAGAGGAAAGGGAGGACAGUGUCAUUGAAGGUAGUUCACAAGUACGGUCCAUGCUCUCAUCUACGCCCAGAGAAAACGAGUGCUCCUCCAACACUGACUGAAAUUCUGACUCGUGACCAGUCCCGAGUCAACUCAAUCCAGUCUCGACUCAGGCAAAACAGUCUAGAAAAGGACUCCUCCUCCUCCAACUCCAAGGCCACAACCACCAUCCCUGCGAAGUCGGGCAUCCCAAUUGGCAGCUUCAACUACAUCGUCACAGUCGGACUCGGAACCCCCAAAAAACAGCUAUCCCUCGUCUUCGACACAGGCAGCGCUUUCGUCUGGACUCAGUGCAAACCAUGCACCGUCUUCUGCUACAAACAAAAACAACCAAUCUUCGACCCAUCCCACUCAGCAACAUACAAAAACAUCACCUGUACCUCCCGACAAUGCUCUCAGCUUUCCUCCUCCACCAGCACCACCCCUAGUUGCUCAACCAACACCUGCGUCUACGGCAUCGGGUACGGCGAUGGCUCCACCUCCUUUGGUUUCUUCGCAUCCGAAACUCUCACAUUGACACCCUCCGAUGUUUUCCCCAAUUUCCUCUUCGGUUGCGGCGAGAACAACAAAGGUAAAUUCGACGGCGAGGCCGGGUUGAUCGGACUCGGCCGAUCUCGAUUGUCUCUCGUCUCACAAAUAUCUUCCAAAUAUGGGAAUUACUUCUCGUACUGUCUUCCAUCAACUCCCAGCUACACCGGAUCCCUAACUUUUGGAAAAGGAGGAAGAAGCUCCGCUGGAUCAUCUCUGCAAUUCACUCCAUUGCUAUCGAAAUCGAAAGAUCCUUCGUCGUACUACGUCGAUAUAAUCGGAAUCAAAGUCGGUGGCAAGACAUUAUCGAUCUCUCAAUCGGUGUUCAAGACCCCCGGAUCUAUAAUCGAUUCCGGCACCGCCAUCACUCGGCUUCCUCCGGCGGCGUACGAUGCGUUGAAAACGGCUUUCCGGCAACACAUGACGCAAUAUCGGUUGGGUAAACCCGUGUCGGGAUUCGAUACAUGUUACCGUGUGAAAAAGAACACGACUCUGAAGAUACCGAGUAUAAGCUUUGUGUUCAGCGGCAACAUCGAGGUUGCGAUUGACUACUCGGGGAUACUCCUUGCAGAUUCGUCCAAUGCCUGCUUGGCGUUCCUCGGAAAUAGUAACUCCUCCGAUCUGCUUAUUUUCGGAAAUGCACAGCAGAAGACGUUGGAUGUGGUCUAUGAUGUUGCAGGUGGGAAGCUGGGGUUUGGCCGUCGAGGUUGUUCUUAAGCUUGCUUAGACCUCUAUAUCACAAGGACGGAGAAUGAGAAAAAUAAAUCAUACGGUGGAGUAAUAUAAAUGGUAUGUGUAUUAUAUGAAUCCAGCGUUGAAUGGCAUGUAAUUCUAGUCUUAUCGUUUGAGCGAAUGGUAUGUAUUGUUUGAAUAAAUCCUAUGAAUCCAGAGUUGAAUGGUAUGUAUAUGUAUUCUUAUUGUUUGAAUGGAAGGAAUGUAAAUUAAAUUUUUACUAUCAAGAAUCAUGUUGGAUCUGGUUUUUUUUUUUUUUUCUUUUUUAGUUUUCUUAACUUCUAGUUUGAUCAUGUAAUAAUUAUUCUGGUGUGGAGGGUUGUUUCUCUUCUUUAUGUUCGUCUAUGGAAACUUUUAUCUUUCCUUCUAUAGAAAUUAUUUAUCUCUUUUUUGA